Molecule: messenger RNA, 1648 nt
Organism: Pneumocystis murina B123
Lineage: Eukaryota; Fungi; Ascomycota; Pneumocystomycetes; Pneumocystales; Pneumocystaceae
Exons: 9
Coding region: 1-1578 (525 amino acids)
Biological process (GO): double-strand break repair via nonhomologous end joining; interstrand cross-link repair; protection from non-homologous end joining at telomere
Molecular function (GO): 5'-3' DNA exonuclease activity; damaged DNA binding
Source: RefSeq, a predicted model, not a curated record
AUGUUUUUAGAAAAUAUUCAAAGAACUUUUGAAAAUUUUGAUGAUAAAAAAACUCUAUCAAAUAAAUUCAAUUGUCCAAUAUGUUUUCAAUAUUAUACAGAGAAAGAAUUUGAUACUCAUGUAAACAAUUGUUUUAAAGUUACUCAAGAAUCUAACCCAAGCUUCUAUGACGAUAUUGAUAAGAACAUGACUAUCUCAUCAAAAAGAACUUAUAUAGAAGAAAAUAAUCUAAAUAAAAUAAGCAAAAUAAAUACUAUUUCUACGAAUACAUUAAAAAAAUAUGACACAAAAAGAUCUAUAACAAAAGUAUUUAAAAAUCAAAAAUUACAUCUUAAAAAAAGAACGUUAAAUAAAAUUUGUCAAUUUUAUAAAAUUAUGCCACAUACAGGAUUUUCUGUAGAUGCUUUUGAAUUUGGAAAAAUCGAAGGAUGCAUAGGUUAUUUUUUGUCUCAUUUUCAUUCAGAUCACUAUAAAGGUCUUACAAGACACUGGAAUAAUGGGUUAAUUUACUGUUCUGAAAUUACUGGAAAUCUUGUAAUUAGUCAGUUAAAAGUAAAACCUGAAUAUGUUGUAAAAUUGCCAAUGGAUAGAAAAAUAUUAUUAAAUAACAUAUGGGUUACAUUGGUUGAUGCUAACCAUUGUCCAGGAUCAGUUUUAUUUAUCUUUGAAUUUGAAAAAUCUGGAAAAAGUAUGCGAUAUUUACAUUGUGGAGAUUUUCGAGCAUGUCCAUCACAAAUUUCUCAUUCUGCUAUUAAAAACAAGCAUUUUGAUUUUUUAUACCUUGAUACAACAUAUUUUAAUCCAAAAUAUUUAUUUCCAUCUCAGGAAACUGUUAUAAAUGCGGCAAUUGAAAUAUGUAAAAUUUUGAAUAAUAAUUUCAUUAAUAACGAUUUUCCCGAAAAAAGGAAAUCUCUAAAUCUUGAUAAUUUUUUGGUUUCAACUAACAUAACACAUAAAAAUCAGCAUAGAUUAUUGAUAUUAAUUAAUACUUAUAUCAUUGGAAAAGAAAAAUUAGCACUCGGAAUUGCUAAUUCUUUAAAAUCAAAAAUAUAUGCAAAUCAAUAUAAGCAAAAAAUAAUUUCAUGUCUUGAAAAUGAAAAGUUAUCAUCGCUACUUACUAGUGAUCCUAGUGAAGCUUCUGUUCAUCUUGUUAAUUUUAAAAAUAUGUCAGUUGAGACACUUAAUCGAUAUCUUAUAGAACAGAAACCACAUUUCUCUAAAAUAGUAGGAUUCAACGCAACAGGAAGAACUUCUGUUUUUUUAAAAUCCCGAUUUAUAGAUUUUUCUAAUAUUCACUCUACGAUAAAAGAUUGGAAAAUAUCUUAUAAUUAUACUAUGAUAAAAUCUAAUAAAGACAGUACAAAUACAUCGAUAUGUUAUUCAAUUCCAUAUUCUGAACAUUCGUCGUUCAAAGAACUUAUAUGUUUUUGCCUUUCUAUUGACGUUGAUAAAAUUUUUCCAACAGUUAACAUUCAUACACAAAAAAGCAGGGAUUCUAUGGAAAAAUGGAUCAAUUUAUUAGAGAAUGAAAAAAAAAAAAAUGGUUUACUUUCUUUACCUUCUGACCAAAUAUGGUAGAAAAGAUCAUUUGAAUUAUUAAUUAUUGUCUAUUAGAUUUUUUAUCAUAUUUUAUUUUCAUAUUCUAACA